AUGCACCAGAAUUUGCAUGUGUUUAUGCCGCAGAUACGCAUGAAAAGCAAGCCAAUUCAGAAUCUGUCUAUUCGGAACAAGUUGCAGCUGACACCGGCAUUGCUUCGACGACGCGUCGGCAACAGGAAUGAG
This is a messenger RNA of Protopolystoma xenopodis, 132 nucleotides long. The record is from the annotation of a GenBank genome assembly. NCBI's taxonomy places the organism in Eukaryota, Metazoa, Platyhelminthes, Monogenea, Polystomatidea, Polystomatidae.